Molecule: messenger RNA, 954 nt
Organism: Rasamsonia emersonii CBS 393.64
Lineage: Eukaryota; Fungi; Ascomycota; Eurotiomycetes; Eurotiales; Trichocomaceae
Product: MYB family conidiophore development protein FlbD
Exons: 1
Coding region: 1-954 (317 amino acids)
Biological process (GO): positive regulation of transcription by RNA polymerase II; mitotic cell cycle
Cellular component (GO): nucleus
Molecular function (GO): DNA-binding transcription factor activity, RNA polymerase II-specific; RNA polymerase II cis-regulatory region sequence-specific DNA binding
Source: RefSeq, a predicted model, not a curated record
AUGGCACCGAAUCACCGCCGUGGGCCUUGGGUCCCUGAGGAGGACCAGCUCCUGCUGCAGUUGGUGCGCGAGCAAGGACCCAACAACUGGGUUCGAAUUUCGCAGCACAUGCAGUUCCGGUCCCCCAAGCAGUGCCGAGAGAGAUUCCACCAGAAUCUCAAGCCAACGCUGAAUCAUUCGCCCAUCACCCCCGAAGAGGGUAUGAUGAUUGAGCGGAUGGUGAACGAAAUGGGCAAGCGCUGGGCUGAAAUUGCCCGAAGACUGGGCAAUCGCAGCGACAACGCUGUCAAGAACUGGUGGAACGGCAGCAUGAACCGCAAACGACGAGGCUUGGCCGCCCAGAACGGUCACGCCUCCCGCACAUGCAACGGCCGCGUUGAGGCGCCUUAUCCGCGAGCUUCGACGGCUAGCGAACAGAUGCGGCGAUCCUCAUGGACUCUGACGAAGCCACAUGAGGACCCGAGCCCCGUCAGCGUGUCUCGACUGAUCCACAAGGACACUACUGAGUCCAACGACAACUUCCGGCGCUUGGCUCCCAUCUUCACCUACCCCCCGAAUCAUCCAGUCGAGUCUGCCAUGACUUCUCCGGCAUUCUCUGAUGCAUCGUCCCUGGAAACACCAUCCAUGGUGUCAGACCACAGUUCCGUCAGCUCAGCCUCGCCCAAGACGGCACCCUCACCACAAUUGUUGCCGUUACCAGUGGACACGCGCCAAGCCUACGCCGAGCGUCGAGGAAGCGCGCCCGUUUUCUCCUCGCCAAACUCCACUGGUGAUGAAGCCUUCUCUCUCAGUUCGUCUGAUGCAAGCAUCGCGAAACGAUGGGGGCCUGACUCCGGUCACCACCAUUCCAAUUCUGUGCCCGAUGCAUCGACAGCGCCUCGCGAAGAUCGCCCGGAGCCUGCUCGGCGACCAUCGCGCGAUGCGCGAAUGGAACUCGACUUGUUAUUAAACUGA